CUUCUUUCUGGAUGCAUUUCUUGGUUUCCUGGCACUUGCUCUCCAGUGAAGAGUGACGCCAGGCAUGCGAUCAUGCGGCUUUCCUGUUAUUGUUGUGAGAUCGAAAAGUGUGGGGCAGUGAGGGGCGGUGCAGUGGCGCAUCCUCACAGCUGAGAGCUACAAGGAAUAAAGUACAGGAACCCCCCCAAAAGGCAUCGCAGUUGAAGAAACCUUCUUUCCUUUCAUCUGACCAUCCAUUGAAUCUACGCGGUUCACUAUAUUGCCAGUCUUACCAUGUCAAAGGAGAUCAGAGCCUUUCAGGUCUCUCGCUCACUCGGCGCGUUAUUAGGCGUCCAUGCAGGUGACUCACUGGGUGCAACUCUCGAAUUCCAAAACUACCAUCAAAUAAAAAAGAAAUAUCCAGAUGGACUGCGCGAGAUUAUCGGCGGAGGUGGAUUCCGAUGGCCAGCGGGACAUGCGACAGACGAUACUGAUCUCACACGGGCAGCAGUGUUAGCCUACGUGGAUCGUAAAAAGGCCAGGACCACGGGUGGGAAACAUGCACAUGACUUCGACGUGGUGCGGUCUACGGCGGAUCAUUGUGUGGACUGGCUAUAUGGAUCAUGGCCAGGUCGUAAACCUGGGAGCGCUCCUGUCGAUAUUGGCAAUGCGACCCAGGUGGGGUUGCAAUUGUACCAAAAGACAGGUGAUCCGAGGAGGGCGGGAGCGGGACGAGACCAGGCGGGAAAUGGAAGUCUGAUGAGGUGCAUACCGACGGCACUGUUUGCGGAGUCGAGAGAUAAGAGGGUGAUGGAGAGUUGGGAGAUCAGCGCCAUCACGCACAACGACUUCCGGUGCAGGGCAGCAUGCAUGGUUUAUAACGAGAUUGUGGCCGCACUGAUAGAUGGGAAGACGGUGGAAGCGGCCAUAAGGGAGGGUAAGAGGGUGAUUGAGGAAUGGGAUGCACCCAUCUUGGACGAGGCGAUUGAGAGAGGGAGGAGACUGGACUUGAAGAUGCUUGCCGAGAAAGGGCCUGGGUCGGAGCAUUCGGACUUGACCAGAGGAUACGUCUUGAGUGCAUUCACACUGUCUAUUGCAGCCUUGUUCGACGGGAGAAGCUUUGAGGAUGUCGUGGUUGAUGUGACGAGACUUGGAGGGGAUACGGAUACGAAUGGAGCGAUUGUUGGAGGAAUGUUGGGGGCGAAGGUUGGGAUUGAGGGUAUUCCGGAUAGGUGGGUUAGGAAAUUGCAGUUCAGGGACGAAUUUGAGGCCGCAGUGAGAUACUUGGUGUAAGCAGUUCAACAUGAACAUGUGCUAUACUAGCGAUGAUGAUGCUGUGAGGAAGAAGAGGAGUGCGGUCUCUCUGUAGAACUCGGAUGUACCUGAACAAGCAAGCGAGGGAAGGUAUUCGUCUACAAUAAGUGAAUGAUACAAGCGUACGAGGGAUGAUGUUGACGAUGUACGCAGGUACCUAGGUGCCUCAUGUAUGUACAUGUAGCAUAAUUACUUGACUACCUAGGUAGGUUAUAGGUAUCUACAUAAAGAGAGGACCAUAGUUAGUAUAAACACCCAACACUGGUUA
This is a messenger RNA of Aaosphaeria arxii CBS 175.79, 1561 nucleotides long. RefSeq names its product ADP-ribosylglycohydrolase family protein. The record is from RefSeq and is a predicted model, not a curated record. Lineage: Eukaryota; Fungi; Ascomycota; Dothideomycetes; Pleosporales. The coding region runs from base 274 to 1272 and encodes 332 amino acids. The transcript has a single exon.